AACUUGUGAGGAAAUAUUAUUAGUGAACUUAAUGGCAAUUUGUGUUAAAUUCAAGGGAUUUAAAGGAGGAAAAUUUGGAUAAGGAUGGCUUAUUUCUUUUCUUCUUCUUCCUUUCUUCUUCAGCCCGCGUGCUUCUGCUCUUCCCGACCCUGCUGCAGCCGAAACAAAAAGAAAAAAAAGGGAACCAAGCAAGCCGACAGCCAUCCCAAAAACCCGGUAGAAAGCUUGAAAUUUCUCCUUCUUCUCUUGUUAAAUAACAAGCAUAGAACCCAGAAAUCCUUCCCCCCCAUCUGCAGAAUUCCAGAUCUGCUCUACUCUGUCCUCACCGUCCGGCUGCUCCUGCUUUGUGGGGGCGAAUUGCUUUGGUUUUUGAUUUCCGUGAGUUUCCCUGCAGAUCCCGCCGGCCUCCUCCCCAAACUACAGCUCCGGUUUCCUUGCUUGCAAAUUCUGGUAUGUUGACAGCCCUUCCAAGCCUUGAAUUUGUCCAUUUAUUUGCUGCCUUGUGUGUCCGAAUUUUGCUGGAAAAAUGGGAGGAAUUCCGGUAGCAAUUAAGAGCAUUUUAAGUGUGUUUUGUUUCUUAAUUCAUGUAGAAAAUUAAUUAAUUGACUGCUGUGAUUUUUGGAGAGAAAAUCCCGUGAAUUAGCUAGUGUUUUGGCCAAUUUUUGGAAGUUGCAGUACUGUUCACGGCGCGAGCAUUGUUCACAGUACUGUUCACGUGGUAACGGGAUUAAACCCGUUUUAUGCAAAAGUAAGUAUGACUGAUUUGAAGUGAAAUUUUUAUGCUUUUCAUUAAAUUGAGCAUGCCUACUUGAAAUUUAAUUGAUUGUCCUAAUGAUUUGAAAGUGAUUGGUGAAUUAUGAUUUUUCUGUUAAUUUCUGCUUGUUUUGUCUCCGAUAUGGUCAUGUUAUUCGUGUGCCCGUUAGUAGGAGGUUUAUAAAUGCUAGCACAUGUCGACAUGUUACUGAUAGAAUCGAUUCGUUUCUGUUAUCCUGCUAGUGGAAUUAUACACUAGUAAAUCGUGUGCCUGCUAGUGGGAGGUUUAUAACACUGGCCAUGACCUAUGGAGGAGACGUCUAUUUCGUUUUCGUACUCGUACUUGUUUUUUGUGAUUACACUGGAAGCGAAACCGAGGACGGGGAAACCAUGGGAAGUGACGAGUUAGAAGGCUAGCCAUUCCGAGAUUGAUAUAGAUUUUAGAAAUAAAUCAUGUUUUUGUAAGAUAGAAUUUACCUUGAAUUUAUGAAUCAAAACAGAUUUCGAUCAUUAGAACAAUUACUUGGAUUUAAGUCAUUUUGGAUAUAGAAAUAAAUUGAAAUAUCUAAU
Molecule: messenger RNA, 1323 nt
Organism: Rubroshorea leprosula
Lineage: Eukaryota; Viridiplantae; Streptophyta; Magnoliopsida; Malvales; Dipterocarpaceae
Source: the annotation of a GenBank genome assembly